This is a messenger RNA of Microbotryum saponariae, 1657 nucleotides long. The record is from the annotation of a GenBank genome assembly. NCBI's taxonomy places the organism in Eukaryota, Fungi, Basidiomycota, Microbotryomycetes, Microbotryales, Microbotryaceae.
AUGUCCUUUCGCCAUUUACCCCAUAUCCUCCGCUCCAAGACCGUGCUCAAAACCGCUACCGCUACCAUGAUGACGGCCGUAUCCCUGCCCGUACUCGUUUCCCUUCCCUCCAAUCCAAGUUACUCUACCGAACCCCUCUUUGAAGGUGAAACCUACCUUUCGACCCAACAUCACAAAAAGGGAGGCGGUUUCGUCAACCCUUGGGCCUCUUUCCGUGAUUUAGGAAUGGGUCCUAUGGUCUUGGUCAACAUGUGGAGGGAUUGGAGGAAAGUCAAGAUCCCAGCUUUGGAAGAACUGCCACCUUUCGUAGGGGACGUCGAUUGGGGUAAAGGGAGGACGGAUUGGAAGGGCAAGAUCAAGGCGACUUGGUUGGGUCAUGCGUGUUAUGUCGUCGAGUUUCCGUCGACGGUGCAAGGCGCCCACAGAGGUCCGAGGGUAUUGUUUGAUCCGAUUUUUAGUCAUCGGUGUUCGCCUUCGCAGUGUGAGUUGAGGAGGAGAUCGCCCCCCCUUUUUUUUUUUGAGCGUUGGUGUUUUGAAUACCAAACAAAAUUAUGUGAAACUGAAUACCUCACUUCAUCUCUGCUCCGUACUAGACCUCGGCCCAGCGCGCGUAACCAAAUCCCCUAUCGAGCUUUCUCAACUCCCCGAGAUCGACGCCGUUAUCAUCAGUCACAACCACUACGACCAUUUGGAUCUCGACACAUUACGUCACAUUUACUCUUCACAAACGCCCGGUUCGGUUCAUUUCUUUGCCCCUUUGGGGAAUAAGGAUUGGUUCAAGAGUAAUAUUGGGACCAAGGAAGAAGAAGUGACCGAAUUAGAUUGGUGGGGGGAGAGAGAGUUGAUCGUGCAGAUUGGAGAGAACGGACAGAAGGAGAAAUUGAGAGUCGUUUGUACGCCUUGUCAGCAUGUGAGUACUGAGCGAGUUGGGGCCUCGAGAUGGCUCAUCACAAGUCUGAUGACGCUCGGCUUGAACAGUUCACCGGGCGAAGCCCCUUCGACCGUAACGCGACACUUUGGGCCUCCUGGGCCGUCAUCGCUCAAAAAGGUCGCGUAUGGUUCGGCGGUGAUACGGGAUACAAAGCCGUACCUCGUGGGACCAAACCUGAGGACGAGGCGGGCUUGCCGACAUGUCCUGCGUUCAAGGAGAUCGGUCAACGUUUCGGCGGUUUCGAUUUCGCGAUGAUUCCGAUCGGGGCUUAUUCACCUAGGUGAGGAAUGGUGACAGACUUCUCGGGAUGUUACAAGGAUCGUUAGCUCACAAUUUUGGACGUAUUGGGUUUGGCAGGUGGUUCAUGUCCCGCAUUCACGCCAACCCAAGUGACGCUGUUCACAUCCACCAGGACGUGCAAAGUCGACAAUCCGCUCCGAUGCAUUUCGCUACUUUCGUACUGACCGACGAAGAGGUACGUUGACCCCCGCCAUACCUUCAAGUGUGAUAGCUCACUAACUUUUUUUCGUGUUUUGUUUUUGCUUUCCCAUCUCAUGACAGAUGACCGAGCCCCCUCGUCUCCUUCGCCAAGAAUGCGACAAGCGAGGGAUCAAGGAGGCCGACUUUAGAGUUAGCGGGUUCGGCGAGACCGUCGCGGCCGAAGCGUCGUCGCGCUGCCCAGAAUUGGGGGGCGCCAACGAUGGUCAGCCCAAGUCCAAGAUGUAG